Messenger RNA from Notolabrus celidotus (New Zealand spotty), 800 nucleotides. RefSeq names its product cytochrome c oxidase assembly factor 8. Lineage: Eukaryota; Metazoa; Chordata; Actinopteri; Labriformes; Labridae. Bases 152 to 772 code for a protein of 206 amino acids. Gene Ontology annotation, cellular component: mitochondrion. The record is from RefSeq and is a predicted model, not a curated record. The transcript has 5 exons. Gene Ontology annotation, biological process: intrinsic apoptotic signaling pathway.
UUUUCGUAGAAGUCACGUGAUCAAACGGCUGGCUCUGCACAGUGAAGGACAUCAACACAAGCUCCUCUGAAUGUAACUUGGUGUGUCAUUAACAUCAGACAGCUCUGUGCUGUGACGGUCCGUGACUGUAGUUUAGUUUACGUUCAUUAAAAUGGCGUCCAUGAAACCAGCAGCACGAGCAUUAACACGGGUCAGCCCCUUCACCCCCCACGCUCCUCUGCGCCCACACCGCUUAUCAGGAGCGAACAGUCGGCUCUGCAGCUCCACACAGGCAACCCAGCAGGACCAGAAGCCAAAGAGAUCUCCCUUCAGACCUGCAGCCAGCUCUACACACGACUGGAUCGGUCCACCGAACCCUUUGUCGAACCUGAGGCCCAUUGUUUACCGCGUCUCUGAGAAUGAGACCGAGCUGGAGAAACGUCUGCGACACCUGAGGCAGGAGACGGAGGACUGGAACCAUACCUUCUGGACUAAACAGAACAUCACGUUUAGCAAGGAAAAAGAAGCGUUCAUCAUUUCUCAGCUGAAAAGCAAAGGCUUGACUGCUCGAGAUGAGCAAGGACGACGGCGCGCCCUCAGCAGUGAAGUAAUGGCCGAGUUUUACAAAAGCUUCCUCGACACAAACAGAACGCGGCAUGCUCAAUAUAACAAUGAAUGGUACAGACGUAACUUCACCAUCACUCUGCUCAUGGCCCGAGUCGCCCUGAACAACAUGUGGAAGACUUUCACUGAUAGAUACGGGAGCAAGAAGAACACCACACCUACAACCUGAUCAAAUAAAAUACUCACCUCAUCUUUCA